AUGACUGGCUCAACAAACAUUACAGAGAUCACCUAUUUCAUCCUCCUGGGAUUCUCAGAUUUUCCCAGAGUCAUAGUAGUGCUCUUCGUUCUAUUUCUGGGAAUCUACAUUACAGCUCUGACCUGGAACCUGGGCCUCAUUGUUUUAAUACGGAUGGAUUCCCACCUCCACAUACCCAUGUAUUUCUUCCUCAGUAAUCUGUCCUUCAUAGAUGCCUGCUAUGUUACCUCCACAGUCCCCAAAAUGCUCUCCAACUUCUUCCAGGAGCAGCAAACUAUCACCUUUGUGGGUUGCGUUGUCCAGUAUUUUAUCUUCUCAACCAUGGGACUGAGUGAGUGUUGCCUCAUGACGGCCAUGGCAUAUGACCGCUAUGCUGCCAUUUGUAACCCACUGCUCUAUUCAUCAAUCAUGUCACCCACCCUGUGUGCUCAGAUGGUGCUGGGAUCCUACAUGGCUGGACUCACCGCUGCUUUAUCUCAAAUGUGUGCUUUACUUCAGCUCCACUUCUGUGGACCUAAUGUCAUCAGGCACUUCUUCUGUGACAUGCCCCAACUCUUAAUCCUGUCCUGCAGUGACACUUUCUUUGUACAAGUUAUGCUUGCUAUAUUAGCAAUGAUACUUGGAGUAGCAAGUGCCCUAGUUAUCAUGAUAUCCUACGGUUAUAUUGUCAUCUCCAUCAUGAAGAUCACAUCAGCUAAAGGCCGGUCUAAGGCUUUCAACACCUGUGCUUCUCAUCUGACAGGUGUUUCCCUCUUUUAUGCAUCAGGUAUGUUUGUCUAUUUGAGUUCCAGCUCUGGUAGUUCCUCCAGCUUUGACCGAUUUGCAUCAGUUUUUUACACUGUGAUCAUUCCCAUGUUGAAUCCCUUGAUUUACAGUCUGAGGAACAAGGAAAUCAAAGAUGCCAUGAGGAGGUUACAAAAGAGAAGAAUAAACCUCUAA
Molecule: messenger RNA, 939 nt
Organism: Tupaia belangeri chinensis (Chinese tree shrew)
Lineage: Eukaryota; Metazoa; Chordata; Mammalia; Scandentia; Tupaiidae
Product: olfactory receptor 5AN1
Exons: 1
Coding region: 1-939 (312 amino acids)
Biological process (GO): G protein-coupled receptor signaling pathway
Cellular component (GO): membrane
Molecular function (GO): olfactory receptor activity; G protein-coupled receptor activity
Source: RefSeq, a predicted model, not a curated record